UGGUGUCAGAGCCAAUCUACUGCCUGCUAGGGCACCAUCGUCUGGGCCAGAGAUGAGGGUUCGAUACCUGAAGCUGGGUCUAGUAGCUGUCUGUCUGCUUACAUGUGGCUGGUGGCCUCCCUUCUGGACCAGGAGUCCAGCCAGAAUGACUCUCAGGAGAAGCCCAGGAUCCGCUAAAGGACCUGCCACUGCCCCAGGGACUCUAAGAAAGUGUAUCUGUUCAUCUGGGGCCCACGGAGUGCUCUACCUGCCUCCACAUUCCGGGAGAGUCUGUUUGGUUUGACGAACGCUUUGAAAUGCACAUUGAGCCCCUGAUGAGGUCAGAAGCACCCAUGUCCUCUGAUGCUUUGCUAUUGUGGUUGGUCAGUGCACAAUCUCGGUCUCUGUCCAGUCCCCAUGCCCAACCCCAGGCCCCGGCCAUCUCUCCUUUCAAGGCCUCAGGCUCUAACCUUCUUCUACAGAUGGUUGGGAGCCUAGGGUAACCCCCUAAAUUUCUUCCUGUGGUCCUAUGAACUUUAGGAUAUCAAGUCAGAGAAGGAGUUUGGGAAUCAAAACCAGCAGUCAAUUAAAGAACCUUUCACACACCCACUGGACCGUGUGGGGUGCCAGACCUGUGCAGUGGUUGGAAACUCAAAAGUUCCUACGGGGCUCUGGCCUCGGCUUCAAGAUUGACCAACAUGAUAUGGUCCUCAGGUGGGUGCAGGGUAAAAGGUGGAGACUAGGAAAGUCAGGCCAAAUCCUCCUCUUCCCUCAGAUGUCCAUCCUGCCCUCCUUUCCAGGCCCCUGUCCAAGGCUUUGAGACAGACGUGGGGAACAUGACCACUGUGCACAUUACAUAUCCCGAGAUAGACAGCCCUCAGGAUCCUGGCACCCAGCUGCUGCUGCUUCCUCUGAAUUCAUCUGGUCUGAAAUGGGUUAUGGAGGUCUCAGUGAUCAGCCUCAGCUUCCUCCAGUAUGUCCAGCAGAGAUGGCUGGGAAAAAACGAUCACUUUCCAUCCUUGAGGUUCAUAGCUCUGUUGUACGCCUUGCACGCCUGUGACCAGGUAUCCUUAUUUGGUUUGCGGACAGACCGGCUCAGCAGGUGGUCCCAUUACUGGGAUGAAGAAUAUUGGUUCAAGAGCAACAUGCACAGUUUUAAAGAAGAGCAACAGAUCAUUCUUAAGCUGCAGUGUGAGGGGAAGGUUGUUAUUUACAACUGAGAUGGUCCUCAGCCUAUUCAGCCCACUGGAGGCCCCAGGAGGCUGACAGGUAGUCAAGGGGACCUUGGAGUGUCAGAGAGGGACUGGGGUUUCAAACACACCCUGGAUGAAGGUCACUCUGCUACUGAAUAAAACCCUACAUUGUGGCAUUAAACGGCUACAUCCUCUUCUAGAUUCUCAACAGAGAACAUUUCAUUGUUACUCAUAUAUAUAUUUACCUGACCAAAAAAUAAAAUUAAACGAAAAAGAGGAAAAAGCAAACCCUAAAGUUGAAAACACAUCAAAUGGACCUAACUGUAUAUCAGAUUGAUAACAUAACCACCAGGGAAAGAAGUAGUUCAAGUUCCUUUAGAAUUCAAUAUACUGUGUAUUCUCUGUAGGAUAGAUUCUGUGGACAAAAAGAACCACAAAGAAAUUUUCAA
Molecule: messenger RNA, 1621 nt
Organism: Aethalodelphis obliquidens (Pacific white-sided dolphin)
Lineage: Eukaryota; Metazoa; Chordata; Mammalia; Artiodactyla; Delphinidae
Product: CMP-N-acetylneuraminate-beta-galactosamide-alpha-2,3-sialyltransferase 2-like
Exons: 3
Coding region: 816-1199 (127 amino acids)
Biological process (GO): sialylation
Cellular component (GO): membrane
Molecular function (GO): beta-galactoside (CMP) alpha-2,3-sialyltransferase activity
Source: RefSeq, a predicted model, not a curated record